Aedes aegypti (yellow fever mosquito) is the source of this 1624-nucleotide messenger RNA. Its product is annotated as neuralized-like protein 2. The transcript has 2 exons. The coding region runs from base 466 to 1224 and encodes 252 amino acids. NCBI's taxonomy places the organism in Eukaryota, Metazoa, Arthropoda, Insecta, Diptera, Culicidae. The record is from RefSeq and is a predicted model, not a curated record. Gene Ontology annotation, biological process: intracellular signal transduction. Gene Ontology annotation, molecular function: ubiquitin protein ligase activity.
AACCCGAGCGACUCGAAAUAGGUUGGAGUGGCUCAAUGAACACCAAAAGCUGACUCGCAAGUGGUUGCAACCAAGUUCGAGCAGCUCGUUGAACACAGCUAUUGUUUUUGUUGACGUUCUCUAAAUUUAUAAUCCAAAGUCGCAAAAUCUCUGAAUUUUAUUAAAAUUUAGUGCCGUUUAAAAGUUUUAAGAGCAUCUAUUUGUGCAGAAAAUGGAAUCAGUGAAGGCCCGAUGUGGAUAAAGUGGACCGGGUAGCCCCGAAGCGUUCGUCACAAAGAAAGUGCGUCGUCUUUUCUGCUUCGGUUGUUGGUUUUCGGGUCAGGGACAAGAUCUGCUGAUACUAGGGAGGAUUUUUCUCUAUCUGGUGCAAGCAAGCAUCUGGAGCGGAACAACCAAUUUGCCGAGACUAGUUUUUGAGGUUGGUUUCCUGUGAUCUGGGCCGUUCAGUUUGCGGCUGCCGCAGUGAUGACCGUGGUCUACCCGAGGAAGAUGCUUUCGCGUUUCCAUCCCUACCAUGGCCAAAACAUAAUUCUGUUCAAUGAGAACACGGUGGCCUAUCGGAAGGCCAGCUUCGGAAACGCCCUGACAUUCAGCGAAAAGCCAUUGCAACCGGGGGAGAUCUUUCUGCUGGAAAUCGAAAAGAACGAACGUGGCUGGAGUGGCCAUAUGAGACUAGGUUUAACACAAUUAGACAUCAAACCAGCUUCCACUCUUCAAUACGCACUUCCGGACUUGGCCAAUCUAGGAUCUAGUUGGGUGUUCCCGAUAACCAGGACGGUGGGCAAUGCAGCUCCUAAAAGUAGCAUUCUGGGGGACGGAAUUAACGUAAAAACAUCCCGAGGCGCGUUCCCCCGUAGUCUCCUGAGGCCAAUCUCGCAGGACGGUGUCAGUGCGGACAUUUUGCCAACGGACACCCAUUCACGGAUUGGUAUAAUCUUUGUCCCAACGCCGAACGAAGUCGACAAAGCCGAAAUGCAUUUCAUAAUCAAUGGGGAGGAUCAGGGCCCCUGCACGCAGGACAUUCCAUACACGAAGGGGGCACUGCACGUGGUGAUCGACGUCUACGGCACAACCAAACAGGUUAAAAUCAUCCAGUUGUACGGUAUUUCCACCCUACAGAGCGCCUGUCGGGAUGCGAUACUGUCCAGGGUAUCGAAGACGGCCAUCCGACAGCUACCGCUACCGGAAAGUUUGAAGGAAUAUCUGUUACAGUAUGGCCCGUAAGGGGAAGUAGGCAAGGUGUAGGCUCGAGAUGCUUUCUAGCUGCUUUCCGGAGGAAAUUGAUUUAAAUCGAGACUGGGAUAUAAUUUCCAAUUCACGUAAUGUUACGGUAUUUUGAGCGGGUUACUCCGGUCGAUUGGCAGCGGGUAUCGUGCCCACAAACAGUAGGGGCAAAAUCUCUGUGUAUAAUCGGUAAUAAUAUAUUUGAUUUGGAUUUAACCAUGUGAUAUAUCUUGAGCCAGCAGAGGGGUGGUCUCCAUUUCCUUCUGUUCCUAACUGACAAACAAGUUUAUUAGUAGUUUAUAGAACAGUGCGGAGAACUUUUCCCAAAUGAUAUGUAAUAGGGAGUCCCUAUUGGUAGCAAUGUAAGAGAUAAUAUAUGUAAUAUGAAUAAGCAGUAAUA